Neogale vison (American mink) is the source of this 297-nucleotide messenger RNA. Lineage: Eukaryota; Metazoa; Chordata; Mammalia; Carnivora; Mustelidae. The record is from the annotation of a RefSeq genome assembly.
AUGUCCAUAGUAUAUAUCAACAUUUUCCUAGCCUUUACUCUAUCUUUUAUGGGACUACUCAUCUACCGAUCCCACUUAAUAUCUUCUCUUCUCUGCCUAGAAGGGAUAAUAUUAUCACUCUUCGUUAUAAUAACAAUCACCAUCUUAAUUAACCACCUUACAUUAGCCAGCAUAACUCCUAUCAUCCUUCUUGUAUUUGCAGCCUGUGAAGCAGCACUGGGCUUAUCCCUUUUAGUUAUAAUCUCAACUACAUACGGAACAGACUACGUACAAAACUUAAACCUACUACAAUGCUAA